This is a messenger RNA of Rhizopus microsporus ATCC 52813, 1491 nucleotides long. Its product is annotated as tRNA adenylyltransferase. Gene Ontology annotation, molecular function: ATP:3'-cytidine-cytidine-tRNA adenylyltransferase activity; RNA binding. The record is from RefSeq and is a predicted model, not a curated record. NCBI's taxonomy places the organism in Eukaryota, Fungi, Mucoromycota, Mucoromycetes, Mucorales, Rhizopodaceae. Gene Ontology annotation, biological process: tRNA 3'-terminal CCA addition. Bases 1 to 1491 code for a protein of 496 amino acids. The transcript has 4 exons.
AUGAAAAUUGAGUUAACUGAAGUGGAAGACAAAAUAUGUAAAGUACUUCAAGGUGUUUCCGAGCUAAUCGCACAAAAGAGACCUGACUUACCUAAAAUUGAAUCUAGAAUUGCUGGUGGUUGGGUUCGCGAUAAGCUCCUUGGAAAUGAAUGCAAUGAUUUGGAUGUUGCUGUGAAUGAUAUGAUGGGCUAUGAAUUCGCUACUUUUGUUAAUGAGCAUCUCAAGAAUCAGGGUGUCGCUACCAGAAAUAUUGCCAAGAUCGAUAGCAAUCCAGAAAAGUCGAAACACUUGGAAACUGCUACAACAAAACUGUUUGAUCGUGAUGUCGAUUUCUGUAAUUUACGUACAGAGGCUUAUGAACCAGAUAGUCGUAUACCAAGCCAAAUUACAUUUGGUACACCUACAGAAGAUGCAUAUCGUCGUGAUAUUACGAUCAACAGCUUAUUCUACAAUGUAAACACAAACGAGGUUGAAGACUUUACUGAACGCGGUAUUCAUGAUCUAAUUUAUGGUAUCAUCCGUACACCACUUGAACCAUUCGAAACAUUUCACGAUGACCCUCUUCGUGUUCUCCGAUGCAUCCGUUUUGCCAGCCGAUUUAACUUCCAAAUGACACCUGAGCUUUGUGAGGCAGCCAAACAUCCACAGAUUAAGAACGCAUUGAUUCAUAAGAUCAGUCGAGAGCGUAUUGGAACAGAAUUUGACAAGAUGAUAAGUGGCCCUCAUCCGCUCCUGGCACUUGAGCUUAUUCAGCAACUCGAGCUCUACCCUAUUGUCAUGAAGGCACCUGAAGAUAUCAGCAGUGGAACCGUUGGUAGUGAUCAAAUGGCCGUGGAUGCAGUAGGUGCUGUCACUUGGCUAGAACAACAGGAGACAGCGUUGACGCCAUCAAGUAAAGCAGAAAAAAGAACAAUGUUCUUGACAGCCAGUGUCUUGCCAUUCCUGGGUGUAACUGUUGAGCAAAAGAAACGAUUCUAUCCUGGUGUCCAAAGCGUGUUGCGUGAUUCUAUAAAGACAAAUAAUGCAGAUAUCAAAACUGUAUCAAGCAUUUUCCAAGGAAUUCCUGUUUUGGCAGAAUUGGCCAAAGAAAAUACACAACGACAGAUCAAACGUGCAGAACUGGGCAUGAUCAUUCGUGAACUAAAAGAGACAUGGAAGACAGCGAUUAAGUGUGCGGCCAUAAAGGAACUUUUGGAUGUGUAUCCUAAUGCACCUUGGAGCAAACCUAAAGAAAUCCAAAUUGACAAUGGUGUAUGUCAAAAGUACGUAGAUCUGAUCAAGAGAGCAGAGGAAUACGGCAUCACAAACUGCUAUGAAUGGAAGCAUCUGAUCAAUGGAAAGAGAGUAGCUGAAGUGGUUGGUGUAAGGCCAGGACCUGAUAUCACAGGGUUAUUAGAGGUGCAAAUGAAGUGGCAACUUGAUAAUCCGGAUGGAACAAUAGAAGAAUGUGAAAAAAUGCUGUCUGAAUAUUGGGCAAAUAAAAAGCGAUAA